This is a messenger RNA of Vavraia culicis subsp. floridensis, 545 nucleotides long. RefSeq lists its product as uncharacterized. Gene Ontology annotation, biological process: SRP-dependent cotranslational protein targeting to membrane; SRP-dependent cotranslational protein targeting to membrane, signal sequence recognition. Lineage: Eukaryota; Fungi; Microsporidia; Pleistophoridae. Gene Ontology annotation, cellular component: signal recognition particle, endoplasmic reticulum targeting. The coding region runs from base 92 to 481 and encodes 129 amino acids. The record is from RefSeq and is a predicted model, not a curated record. The transcript has a single exon. Gene Ontology annotation, molecular function: 7S RNA binding.
CUUCCAUAUUUCCUUCUCAUAUUCCUAUUUUAACACAAAUUUAAUUUCAAAAUUGAAACACAUUUAUUUACCCCUGGUUAAACAAACCUCAAUGUCAACGUUCGCUAUUUAUCCAUGCCAUAUGAACGCUGCGCUUUCGCACAAACACGGUAGAAAAUACAACAAAAAGUUGUGUACAUCUAAUCCUACCAUACAAGAGAUGGAAAAAGCUGCUGCUGCUCUGGGGCUACAGUUUACGCUUGAGGAUAAAAAAACUCAUCCAAAAACUCCGUUAGAUCCUGGACGGAUCAGGUUCAGCAAGGAAUACGGCAGACUGACGGUUAUACGGGGAUUGAAGCAGGAGAUAGAAGAGCUGAGGAUCGUGAAAGUGGAGAAAGAGAUCGCCAAAAAAGAAAACGUAAAGGCUAAAAUAGGCACUACAGUUUUCAUGCCACGAACUAAGAAGAAGAAAGACGAGAAAAAAAGUAAAAAAAAUAAAUAAAUUUAAUUGAUGAAGAAAAUGUUGUGAUGAGAGAAUAUAAAUAAACAGCUUUUUAACGAAAGAA